Molecule: messenger RNA, 1179 nt
Organism: Brassica oleracea var. oleracea
Lineage: Eukaryota; Viridiplantae; Streptophyta; Magnoliopsida; Brassicales; Brassicaceae
Exons: 1
Coding region: 1-1179 (392 amino acids)
Molecular function (GO): zinc ion binding; nucleic acid binding
Source: RefSeq, a predicted model, not a curated record
AUGGCACACAUAGAACUUGUUUUCUUGUCUAUGACGGACGAGACUCUAUUGAUGGUGAUAAGGUUCGGCGAUCAGGUCUCAGACAUGUAUAUGACAAAAGAAGCAAAAUAUUCAUUUGUGCAUUUGCAUGUAUGUGACUGUGACAUCACCGUUAACAAGAUGGAAGGAAACUCUUUUCUCUUCCGCAUGCCCUGUCCCAAUGCAAGGCGUCGCAUCCUAAAGCAAAGCUUGUGGCAAAUUGAUGGCCAAACCAUGUUUGUAGCAAAAUGGUCUCUUGGUAUCCAACAAGUCAGACCAGAGCUGGAAAUGGUUCUAGUUUGGCUAGAGUUUACAGGGGUUCCUCUCCAAUUCUUCAACAGAGAUGCCCUCAAAGAGAUCGCUGGAAUGGUUGGACACCCUCUGUGCCUGCACCCUGCCACAGAAAAUCUCACCAAUAUAGAGGUUGCUAAGGUUUACACCGUCAUUGACCCGAGGAAACCGCUCACAGAGUUCGUCAAUGCUCGGUUUGAGAGUGGAGAUACCAGGAGAAUAGCUGUCUCCAGUCCUUGGCUCCCUUCACUUUGUUCCUUCUGCAAGAACUUUGGACAUACUAUCACAAGAUGUAAAAAUGCUCCUAAAACUUGCUUAACUUGCAACUCAGUGAAGCACUCUACUGCCUCAUGCCCUCGUACUAAUCAAUCAGCACCCUCUAAAGAAAAGCUUGAGAAGAAGGAGGGAAAGAGGCCGGUAAAAAGCCUCCUCCCCAUCGUGGGUCAACCACCGAAGACAGGGUUGAAAACCACUGACAAGGGAGCUAAGCCACCUGCCCGAAACCUCACGUCUGAUCCUCCAAAGGCUAAGACCGCUGGAGCUCAACCCUCAAAAAAGAGGCCAGCCAGUUCUCUCCCCCCUGCCCCUGUGAUUCAAUUGCCACCCCCUGGCUCUCUUGAUCGCUCUGGAAGCACUGGCUCCGUCUCUCAUGAUCUAUCUAAGGGAAGCUUAUAUGUGGAUCUCUCAUCUAAUGGAUGUCGUGUUGAGCAACAGCAGUCUAGCAUGGAUUCUUCCUAUGAUACUUCACACUCUGAAGAAGAGGACAGCCCAGACAACCCCGAAGACGAUAGCGAUGAGUUCAUUGAAUUCUUCUCUAAGAGGUACAAGAAGCGUGCGAAAGCCAGGGGUAGAGGCCCUUUAAUCCUCUAA